CAUUCACUUUCCUUGCUCGCUUCGGUUUGUGUGCAGAGAAACGAAAGGAAAUGGAAAACAACGCCGAAUCUGAGAAACCGAAAGGUAAAGGGAUUCCAAUUCACGGUGGCAAGUACGUGCACACUGCAACCCGUUGGUAGAGGCGCAUACGGCAUUGUUUGCUGCGCGACGAAUUCAGAGACCGAAGAAGGAGUUGUGAUUAAGAAGAUUGCGAAUGCGUUUGACAACAGGAUCGACGCGUUUGACAAAUUGGGUAGUAGUUUUGAAUCAGUGUCUGAGAAAUUUGAGCCUGAUACUGUGAAAGAUGCUCAUGUGGAGAACACGGUGGAGUCAGACACUGUUAUGUUAGAAUUUAAUGAAGAUUUUGAAUCUGAUCCAGAUGGGGUUAAGCAAACAGAUUUGUAUCCUUCAGUUUCGAGGAAUGAAGGAUUGGGAGAGAGUGAAGUUGCAGAAGAGGAGAAGAAUAUUGUGUUUCAUACUGUAUCAAAAAAGUUAAUUGGAGAGGGUGAGGAAGCAAAUGAUGUUUGUGGUGAUUCUUAUUUAGUGGAAACUUCGGAGACAAGUGUUCCAAAAACAUGUGAGAAUGACAAGGUUACUCCAACCAUAAUUGAAAAAUCAUUGGAUUUGAAGCAAAGUGUGGGUGGAAUGGAAGAGCUUUUGCUUCCGUUGAAGAUCAACUACUACCCAAUUUGUCUACAGAGUUGAAGCUCAUACAUACAUAGGUUAACUAACCUUCCUCCUUCACAACAUGGUGUCGGGUCUGCAACUUUUCUACAAGAGCAAUUGGAUGACGGUCAAGUGUGUGGCUAAUUCCAUUUUCAUGUUCGGAGACACCAUUGAGAUCCUGAGUA
Vigna radiata var. radiata (mung bean) is the source of this 851-nucleotide messenger RNA. RefSeq lists its product as uncharacterized. NCBI's taxonomy places the organism in Eukaryota, Viridiplantae, Streptophyta, Magnoliopsida, Fabales, Fabaceae. The coding region runs from base 343 to 705 and encodes 120 amino acids. The record is from RefSeq and is a predicted model, not a curated record. The transcript is spliced from 2 exons.